Messenger RNA from Juglans microcarpa x Juglans regia, 1277 nucleotides. RefSeq names its product probable xyloglucan endotransglucosylase/hydrolase protein 32. The record is from RefSeq and is a predicted model, not a curated record. Gene Ontology annotation, biological process: xyloglucan metabolic process; cell wall biogenesis. Gene Ontology annotation, molecular function: xyloglucan:xyloglucosyl transferase activity; hydrolase activity, hydrolyzing O-glycosyl compounds. The transcript has 4 exons. Gene Ontology annotation, cellular component: cell wall; apoplast. Lineage: Eukaryota; Viridiplantae; Streptophyta; Magnoliopsida; Fagales; Juglandaceae. Bases 43 to 966 code for a protein of 307 amino acids.
UCCAAAUUAUCUGUCCCAUCCUCUAUAUAUGCAUAGUACUGCAUGUCUCUGUUUGCCACAAUGCCAUCUCAUUCCUCCUAUCUCUUCAUGGCUCGGCCUCUAUGGUUUCUUAGUUUAUGUUUCAUGAUUUCUUCAAGCAGUGCUCAGGGUCCACCUUCACCUGGCUACUACCCAAGUUCCAAAAUCAAUUCUAUAAGCUUCCUUCAAGGCUUUAGAAACCUCUGGGGUCCUCAGCAUCAGAGAGCUGACCAGGGCUCAAUAGCACUCUCGCUUGAUAAGAGCUCAGGAAGUGGUUUCAAGUCACUGCAUUCAUAUCGGUCUGGGUAUUUUGGUGCUGCCAUCAAGCUCCAACCUGGUUAUACUGCUGGGGUCAUUACUUCAUUUUAUCUUUCAAACAACGAAGACUACCCUGGGAACCAUGAUGAAAUCGAUAUUGAGUUCCUUGGAACCACAACAGAUAAGCCGUAUACUUUGCAGACGAAUGUAUAUAUCACAGGAAGUGGAGACAGCAAUAUUAUUGGAAGAGAGAUGAGGUUUCAUCUCUGGUUUGAUCCAACCCAAGAUUAUCACAGAUAUGCUGUACUUUGGGGACCCAGUGAGAUAAUAUUCCUAGUGGAUGAUGUGCCAAUCAGGAGGUAUCCAAGAAAAAGCGAUUCCACAUUUCCACUAAGACCAAUGCAUGUGUACGGAUCGAUUUGGGAUGCAUCAUCAUGGGCAACAGAGGACGGAAAAUACAAAGCCGAUUAUCACUACCAACCCUUCAUUGGAAGGUACACAGAUUUCAAGCUAGGCGGUUGUGCUGCCGAUGGGUCUGCAUCAUGCCGUCCACCGUCUGCUUCGCCAUAUAGCUCCGGCGGCCUGAGCCAACAGCAGUACUCGGCCAUGGCAUGGGUCCAGGGGAACUAUAUGGUUUACAACUAUUGUCGGGAUCCAAAGAGAGACCACACCCUCACACCCGAGUGUUAGUGUGAAUAAAUUGUCUUUCUAAGGGUAACUAAUAUAUAUAUAUAUAUAUAUAUAUAUAUAUAUAUAUUUGAUUGUGGUGAUCAACAAACACAGUUAGUUGGGUUUGGGAAUUACAGUUUGUUAUGGCCGGGGGGGUCUUGAGAUGGGUCAACGCUUGCGAAAAAUAGGUGCAAGAGUUGUUGAGAGUCCAAGCCACCGAGACAUGCAGGGUUUUCUUGUGCUUUAUUAUAAUCUUCUGCCAUGGAUUGACCUGUUGAAUUAUUAUAGUUGAAUAAAUUGAGAAAAAAAGACAUAUUUGUUUGAUUUCUAUA